Molecule: messenger RNA, 219 nt
Organism: Cylicocyclus nassatus
Lineage: Eukaryota; Metazoa; Nematoda; Chromadorea; Rhabditida; Strongylidae
Source: the annotation of a GenBank genome assembly
AUGCACUGUUCUCGUUGUCAUGCAUGUUACCAAAACGACCCAUCUUUUGACUUCUUUGUUUUCAGGAUCCGUACGUUGUCGAGGCAAGGAAGGGAAACGAAACUUGGAUGCAACAAACUUCAAAUCGCCGGUAUCGCAUUGAAGAAGUGGUUUUUGUGUAGUAAUGGCGGCCAUUCCAGGCUGGAUGCAUCAUGGAGAGGACGGAGGAAUAAUGUAUAA